UCCAGCUGGACGUUAUCGAUCCCAUCCAUCAUCCAGCUCCGUUACCAGCUAUUUGAGACUUGCAAGCAGCUCUAGUUGAGUCAUACGAGAAGCUAAGAUGGCUGGCGGUGCGGGAGAGAGGGGGGACGGCGGCGCAUCAUCAAGCCGGCCGAAAGAGCCUCCCGUGCGGCUGGAAGAUGUGUCGCUCAACACGUAUGUGCUCGCACAGACGUACCUCUUGAGGGCCGUGACGGGCUUAGGCUACCUGGCGCUCACGUGGUCAACGGUAGUUCUCCUCGGAGGCUUCGUCACGUCACUGCUAAAAACGGAUUUCUGGUGCAUCACCGUCAUUAGCAUGAUACAGGCAGCCAGGAUCUUCGACGACUUGGCCGAGAAACGGUAUGUCAAAUCUGUGUUGGACGCAAUGGAACCGCUUUUCCGCAAGAUAAGUGCUCAAGUGAAUAAUGCGGCCACCAAGGACCAUGCCUCGGAGCGUCGCGAGAAGAGUAUCACCAUCUUGUACUGCGCCCGUGCCAUCGUCUUCGUUCUGCUGGGAGUCACAAUUUUCUUUCCAUGCUGGGUGGCAGUAGGGCUGCCUUUCAUUGCCGCCGGGCUCGUCUACGACCUGGGGCCCCUCGCCUGCACAGGGAUCCCACUAUGGCGCCUACUGAAGCGCGACUACCUCAGCGCAUCAGGUGGAGACGACGACGGAAACUUGGUGCCGGCACUGGUCAUCUUCUACUCUCUGGUUCUCUGCCAGGGUGUGUUCUACUGUGUGUGGUUUCUCUGUACCUCCGGCCGUAUCAAGGAAUGGCAAGUCGAUUCACUCAAUCGACGGUGCAAGCUGACGGACAAGUUGUGGGGCAAAGCGUCCACCGAGGCCUACUUCUCCGACACCAAAGCGAAAUGCUGGAAGGACCCAGGGUCCAUAAACGGCGGCGGGAAGCUCAUCCACUACGCCGUCGACCAACUGGGCGCCGAGUCAUGGCGGGAGAACCGGUCGGGGGCCAGGAUACUCGACGCGUUCGCCAGGCAGGGUGUUGACCUCAGGUCGCUGCUGCUCCCCUCCAGGCCCAAGAUCCAGAAGCUCAUCGACAUGCUGGGAUGGAGGCGUGGCCCGCCUGAGAUCAGGGAGCUGGCCGCGCGCAUCGUCGCGGACGUCGCCGGCGACAUCCAUCUCGCCCAGUUCCCCGGGGCGAUCCGCUGCAUAUCCUCCCUGCUCCAAAACGAAACAACAACCCAGCCCAUACAUUGGCGCGACACCAACCGUCCUCAACGCAGCAAGGUGCCAAACCAAAUCCAAGUCUACAUGAGAGUAGUGGAGAAGCGGCUGACACAACUAGGCCAGCAGGUCGGUAAGGUGGCCGAACAGAAGGAACCUGAUGGCUCUGAUCGCAAUGACAGCGGCUGCAGUGCUGAGAUGAUCCUGCAAGGCCUGACGAUCCUCGAGAGGCUUGCCUCCAACCACCACAACUGCAGCGACAUCUGCAACGCCCCAGGCCUUCUCUCGAAGAUCACCGCGCCACUUUACUCUGGCACCUUGAUCCAAGAUAUGGAUAUCAGUGGUACGUGGCCCGGCUUGGUCAGCAGAUCAUUCAGAGUCCUGCACUGA
Molecule: messenger RNA, 1591 nt
Organism: Panicum virgatum (switchgrass)
Lineage: Eukaryota; Viridiplantae; Streptophyta; Magnoliopsida; Poales; Poaceae
Exons: 2
Coding region: 98-1591 (497 amino acids)
Source: RefSeq, a predicted model, not a curated record